UCAACAUUUAUUGACCUUUCCUUCUAUUACAGCUUCCCUCUUGGAGGAAAAAAACCCCCGCAAUCUUGAGCGUACACUAUGAAUGAACUCGGACGCUAUCCGCCGCCGGUCUUUGACUGUCGUCCUCAAAAUGCUGUCUUAAAUCCUCAAACGGUACAGCCCCAGAGCCACUCCAGCAGCUUCCACCCGAGCAUGUGGAGCUGGCCCGAGACGCCAUCGGAGACAUGGGAUCAUAACCAAGGUCCAGGAGGCUGGCAGUAUGGAGCACCGUCAGGGUUUGACAGGGGUGGGGGUCCCGGUCGGCCCUUUGGUCCAAAGCGUCCAUACGGUCAAAACUUCUAUCGUGGUGGGCAUCGAGGUGCAAGGCAAAGUUAUGGACCCCACAAUACUCAAGGGAAAAAGCAGAAAAACAGGAAAGAACCAGAAUAUUCACACUUCUGUGACACCUGUGAUCGGGGAUUCAAAAACCAAGAGAAAUACGAUGAACACAUUUCUCAACAUGUGAAGUGUUCUGUUCCUGACUGCAAUUUCAUGGCUCAUGAAAAACUAGUCAGCAUCCACUGGAAAAUUAACCAUGGACGGGGCGCUAAAAGAAUCAAACUGGACACAGCAGAGGAGAUUGCAAAAUGGAGGGAGGAAAGACGCAAGAACUAUCCCACACUCCAGAAUAUUGAAAAGAAGAAGAAAAUUUUUGAGCUCCGUGAAGAGAGGGGCGAUGUCUUGGAGACUGCUCAGUUUGGGCGAAUGAGAGGAAGAAGACGAGGUCGAGGUCGUGGACACUGGCAUGGUAACAGAAGGCUCCAGGGGGGUCCCCCACUUGGCACUCAGGACCCAGGAAACGGCGCUCCAGAGCACCCUCCACCUCUCAGUCAGCCCUCAAAGGAGACGGAUCCGCUGGCGGCCCUCAUCAGCAGUGACCCUGAGUCUGACAGGGAGGAGGUAGCUGACGGCUCCACACAGCUGGUGGUCGCCCCCAAACAAAUGAGCUCUGGGCUGGGUUCAUUAAUGGCCAGCUAUGGCUCCAUGACUGAGAGCGACAGCGAUGAGGAACCAGAGGCUGUCCCAAUCCAGAGAGCCAACAAACUAGUUCAAGAGAACCGGGCCAUCCUCCAGACUCCACCACCAAGGCCCCAGGACAGCAGACACCCCAGCCAAACAGAAACCCGCCAAGACCAGCAACCAGCCCGGCACAUAUCUGGGGGGGGAAGGGGAAGAGGCAGAGGGCGGAGAGGAGGAGGAAGGGGAGGAUGGGGCAGCAGAGGAGGAAGGCACAAUGCAGAGACACUUAAAAAGCGCCGCGCUACUCUGCUUGAGAUGCUACUCGCCCCAGACAUCCGCCACGAGAGGAACAUCCUCCUCCAGUGUGUGCGCUACAUUGUCAGAAAGAACUUCUUUGGGCUGGACGGUGAAACUCAGAUACGUGCAGGAACCACAUCUCAACCAACUCACAGCUGAAGUGCUCCACAGUGCUCAGGAAAUGACAUCAGAGGAACCAAGGGGUUCUACAGAGCCAUCAUCUGUCAUUAGCUGAGGGAUGGGUCAAGCAGGACAUCUGAAGGUUUCUUCUGGAGUCUUCACACAUGCAGAAGUGAUCAGACAAGGAUCUCAAUAAACUGCAUUGCUGCCUCAAUAUAAGCUUUGAGAUUGGUGCUUGUGUCAGUACCACUAUCACAAAAAAAUAAUGAUGCAGCGAAUGCCACAUAAUCUUAACAACUGCUGAAACUCCAGAGGAAAAGUGACACUAGUCUAGGGUUCAUCCAGUGAGCGAGAGCCAGAUUACUCCAUGGAGAUUUCAGAACACCAUUAUUCCAAUUACUGAGGAGACAAGUGGCAAUAAGUGUUAAGACCUUGUCUUUAUGCAUGUCAAUAAUAGCCUGUUUAUUCAACACUGUAUUCUUUUUUUUUUCUCUCGCCAAUUGUAUUCGACCAAUCGCUCCACUCUUCCGAGCAGUCCCGGUCUCUGCUCCUCCCCCUCUGCCAAUCUGAGGAGGGCUGCAGACUACCACAGGCCUCCUCUGAUACAUGUGGAGUCAGUAGCCGCUUCUUUUCACCGGACAGUGAGGAGUUUUGCCAAGGGGAAGUAGCGUGUGGGAGGAUCACGCUAUUCCCCCCAGUAACCCCCCCCCCGAACAUGCUCCCCAACUGACCAGAGGAGGUGCUAGUGCAGCGACCAGGACACAUGCACACAUCCUGCUUCCCGCCUACAGACACGGCCAAUUGUGUCCAUCGGGAUGCCCGACCAAGCCGGAGGUAACAUGGGGAUUUGAACAGGUGAUCCGAACAGGUGAUCCUCAUGUUGACAGGCAACAGAAUAGACCGCUAUGCUACCCGAGCGCCCAACCUGUCAUUUUUCACGUCCUCCCUGGUGAACUUGAUGUGGUUGUCCACAGAGUUAAUAUGGUUGGUGAAAUAUGGUACGUCCUGAGAUUUAAUUUUAACCCAGGGUUCGUCCACAAAUCUGCACCAAUGGCAAGGUGGUGUCCCUGGAUAGGACAUCAGAGCCCUCUUUAACACUUCCUCCAUAUACAAGUUGGCCACUAUAGGUGAGACUGGGGAACCCAUAGCGUACCCAUGCUUCUGCCUAGAGUACAUCUGUUGCCAUCUUCCAAUGCUGAGAUUGCAAACAUUCUGAAAUCCUCUGUGAAUAGUACACAUGA
Messenger RNA from Lampris incognitus (smalleye Pacific opah), 2657 nucleotides. It is a transcript of the gene nufip1, whose product is annotated as nuclear FMR1 interacting protein 1. The transcript is spliced from 10 exons. Gene Ontology annotation, cellular component: nucleus. Gene Ontology annotation, molecular function: RNA binding. The coding region runs from base 79 to 1455 and encodes 458 amino acids. NCBI's taxonomy places the organism in Eukaryota, Metazoa, Chordata, Actinopteri, Lampriformes, Lampridae. Gene Ontology annotation, biological process: box C/D snoRNP assembly. The record is from RefSeq and is a predicted model, not a curated record.